Liolophura sinensis is the source of this 3993-nucleotide messenger RNA. RefSeq lists its product as uncharacterized. Gene Ontology annotation, molecular function: transmembrane transporter activity. The record is from RefSeq and is a predicted model, not a curated record. Gene Ontology annotation, biological process: transmembrane transport. The coding region runs from base 134 to 1984 and encodes 616 amino acids. The transcript is spliced from 14 exons. NCBI's taxonomy places the organism in Eukaryota, Metazoa, Mollusca, Polyplacophora, Chitonida, Chitonidae.
AUGAAAGUUUGAUCUGACGAAACUUGUGGUUUGCUUUCUUCAUACUGUAUUCAAGUUCACUGAACCAAAACUACUGAGUGUCCCAACACAGAUGAAAACCACGUAUAGUUUUGUUUUCAAUCAAUGACCCAAAAUGGAUGUAAAAGAUAGCGGGGAAGAUGACUUGAAGAAAACCCCUCCAACAUGCUGCCAAAAGCUGAAGAGUUGUAUCACCUUGACACCAGAGGGAGCCACCCCCAUCAACUACAAAGUUAUGGCCCUUUGUAUUCUGGCUUUGUUUUCCAGCUCUUUGACGAUAACCUUCCUGUUUCCCUUCCUGCCAGAAAUGAUUUUGAGUUUUGGGUAUGCCGAAGAAGAGAAAGGUUAUUAUGCCGGGAUAGUCGCAUCAGCCAUGUUUGCGGGUCGAGCGUUUGGGAGCUACUUCUGGGGCUGGCUGUCUGACAAGAAAGGGAGACGACCCAUACUGAUAAUCACGAUUAUAGGCAAUGGCAUCUUUUCUCUGGCAUUUGGCUUCUCACGCAACCUUACCCAGGCCAUUGCCUUCAGGUUCCUGACUGGCUUGUCUAAUGGAAGCGUUGGAACUGCCAAAACAGUUCUCUACGAGAUCUCCGAUAAUUCUAACCAGGCUGUUGGCAUGACGACCUUGUCACUGGCCUGGGGAGGGGGGAUAAUCCUGGGGCCUGCCAUUGGCGGGUAUUUCGCCUCCCCUGCUAAGAAGUACUCCUCUGUCUUUGAUCCCUCUGGUUUCUUCGGGCAUUACCCGUACAUUUUGCCAAGCAUUAUUGUCUUUAGUGUUGCCGUUUUUGCUGUGGUUAUUUUGUUCUGGAAAAUGCCAGAAACUCUCAAGACCAAGCUCAAGCAGUCAGAAGAAGUAGAAGUUACAGAAGAUUUGAUUGGCCCAGGUGUGGAGGUCAAGGUCAUAGACAGUACAAGGGAACUGGAGAAAGCAGAUGACUCAUCCUGUCGAAAUACAGAUUUCCGACGUUUUUUGUCACUUGAGAGUGUGAAUUGUGAUACGCGCCUCGUCCCUUACAUGAGCUCGGAGACUGCCAGGGAUCCUGUGUCCCAUCUACGCGAAGGGGCAGAUAAGCAGACCCCCAUUCUUGAUCAGCAGCUGUACUGCACUUCCCGAUGCAGGAAAGAUGACACUUGGGAUUGCCAUCAGCUUGCCCAUCAGCAACCAUCAGCAUCCUCAGGACUCCGGGACAAUGAGAAGGAAGGGAGUAGCCAUUGUAGACGUUCCUUGCAAGAGGAAGCUGCCACCCCACCUGAGCCACCCCACUCCUGCUGUGCCCGAGUGGGGAGGGCAAUAAUGAACAGUUCAAUCGUUUCCUUGCUUGGAGAGCGAGACGUCCGCCAUGCUGUGUUCCUGUAUACAUUCUUCUCCUUCGCUGUCAUCGGCUAUGAGGAUGUCUUCACGAUAUGGGCAUCUACUGAACCUAUAUUUGAUGGCCUUGGCUUCACCACAGAUCAGAUCGGCACAGCUAUUGGCACUGCCUCCAUACCCUUAUUGUGUCUUCAGAUCUUCUUCUUCCCCUUCAUGUCCAGACGGAUGGGAUUGAUCAAAUCUUUCUGGAUUUGUGGGAGUGUGACUAUGAUUGUAGUACUGGCCACACCGAUGUUACAUCUAAUCUACGACCAACCAGCUUCGUUGUGGACAGGACUUCUCCUAAGUCAGAUGCCGAUGAAAAUGGCAGUCAACUGUUGCUUUGCUGCCACAUCUCUCUUCAUCAACAACUCUGUUGGUCCUGAAAUAGUGGGUUCAGUGAACGGAAUUGCCAUGACAGCCACGGCCAUUGCCAGGACUAUGGCUCCUACUAUAGGAGGAAGUGUGUUUGCCUGGUCUAUCAGCUACGGUACAUUUCACAUCGGCGCACCCUUUGACGUCUACCUAAGCUUCCUAAUGUUUAGUGUUGUGUUUUGGCUCUCUACAAUUUACAGUAUAUUUACACCGGAAUGUCUAAACAGACAAUCCAAGAAAUAAUAAAAUAAUGUUGUUAGAUUUAUAACUAUACGUAACACUGCUACUGGCAAUUGUAUAUUUUGCCCAUUUGUUUUAGAUACAUGUACAUGUGUAUGGUGAAAACUGAUUGUCAUUUUGUUUUGGUGGUCUAUAUUUUGUUAGGCUUGAUUGCUAUAGUUCUGUAUGUAGGUUAGCUUUUAUUUGUAUGUCAUCAUCUAAAGUAUGAAAUGACUUAUUAGGAAACAUGUAUUUUAUUAUUGUUAGCAGUAUAGGUUUUUUUUUGCCUUUUGAAGAAUUUUGUAUUGUUACACUCAUUUGUUUGUGUAUAAAUCUUCCCUUGUGUUACAUGUAAAACCAUUUACCUGUGAAUAAUUGAUAUGGUUACAAUUAUUUAUCAAGGCUCGAAACUUUCUUUUGCAGUAUAAAUAUUUUACCUGUAGAAUAACUUGUAGGGCUACAAGUUUUCUUCAGUUAUGAACCUCAGUGAUAAUAAAACUGGGUUGAAAUUGUUAAAAAAAUGUAUUUUUUUAAAUUAAUGGCUUUAUUUUGUUGUAUUUAUUUGUAUGAUAAUUGCAUACAAAUAAAUAUUGAAUGUUUUUUUUUGUUUUUUUUUAACGUUUUAUGUGCAGAGAUACAUGUAUGAGGUACAUGUAGAUAUACAAGAUCAGUUGGUUCCCAGUGUAUCUAAUGCAGUUGUAUGGCACAACACAUGUGCCAAACUGCUUAUUGACAAGUAAAUGGUCUGUUGGUUUAGAUUUAAACAAGGAUAUAGAAUUGCUGUACUACAGCUUAAGUCAAGUAUUUUCCAAGUUCUCGGUUUUGCUUGGUUCUGAUUAACUGAUCCACAGAGCUACUUAAGGGUUGAGUUUGGUUAAUUUCUAAUCAGGAAAACAUAAAAUGGCAUCAACAGCAUCUUUUUAAGGUCUUUAUAUGCAGGAGAAUGGUAAUUUUUACAUGACAAAUUUUAGGUGAAGUACGGUACCUGGCCCGAUGUGCAAGGAUAAUUUGCUUGACUCUCAAUGAAUGUUGAGUUGUGAUGAAUCAACUGAUCAUGUAAAAUGAAUACUUGGUUUGUGCUGAUUGUAACUUGGCACACUUUGUGUGGUUGUGUGCACAUGAGAUUGUCGUGUGUAGAUGUUUUCAAAGUUGCCAGGGAGUUGUUCUGGAUGGUGAAUGAGUUUAUAGCCAUGGGUGAUACAAGCAAUCUCAUUGAACUUGAAAAUACUGGUGUAUUUCACCUGAAGUUUAGGAUUUUCAAGUGGCAUGUUUUGUGUGGUUCUGAUUUAUUCAUCCACCUUAUAGGGCCACUAUCGAGUUCAUUGUAAAGUUAGGAGAAUGUAUUACUGGUUGACCUCAAAUGUGUUACUGGUUGACCUCAAAUGUUUUACUGUUGACCUCAAAUGUGUUACUGGUUGACCUCAAAUGUGUUGGACUCAGAAGUAUCAUAUCAUGGAAUAGUGAAGUAUAAAGAUAACUGUUUUGUUAAGAGUACCCUAUUUCUUCGAAAAUUUGGGACAACUAGUCUGCUCAUUUUAGCCAAUAUAUAUGUAAUUCUGACAGAGAUGUUGAGUUUCUUUUUUCUCGUGUGGUUAGACCAUCUAAUGAACAACUUGCUCAUAUCUUUACUUUUAGAAGAAAUUGGAAAUGUAACAUUCUACUUUCAAUGUUAAUUGUAUCUGUCCCAGAUUUUAGACGAAUUAAGGUAUGUUUAAUAUGCUGGAUUAGCCAGAUAUUUCUAGAAGUUUUUCUGUGUGCUUGUAUGUGAUUUAUAAGAUAUAAGGUAUGCAGGAGACUUUGUUAUUUAUAUUUGUUUGGGAAUCUCGUCUCUGUAUAGAACUUUUAACCAUGACAAAUGACAUAUACAUAACUUACACACCUUUAAGUUCAUUUGUCAUGCCUUACUUUUAUGCUACACUUAAUGAAUUUUUGUUUGGGCCAAAAACCUAUUUAAUAUUUUUGAUCUUGAAAAUAGCAUAAGCUUAGGUAUAAAGUACUUGUAUGUCUCUUUUGUUUUUCUAUAACAUUGUCCC